Molecule: messenger RNA, 1738 nt
Organism: Pseudo-nitzschia multistriata
Lineage: Eukaryota; Bacillariophyta; Bacillariophyceae; Bacillariales; Bacillariaceae
Source: the annotation of a GenBank genome assembly
UGAACAACAGGCGAUAUUUGUUCUUCCAUUUUUCUUCAGGGCAAACAAACAGAUUCCUUUGUUUUCGUCUGUUGGCCAACACUGUCACCAUAGCCUUUUUCUGCUACUGCUAYYACUACCACCACCACCAUGCUAUCGUUGCCGUUGCGAUUUCCCUCGCCGUUGUCCUCGUCUCCGCCUUGGCCCGUUCCCCAGGUGCCAGAGCAAGAGCAACCGCCAGCGCCAGUGCCUUCACCUCCACCGGCACCCGUCCAAACCCACAAAAGGCGCAAGCUGGCCAUCGCGGACUGUGGCUACGCGGGAGAAUCUUCCGAGCACUUCUCGGACCGCSUCGACAUCGUCCGGUUUGUGAUCUACGACUUUGCGGCGGCUACGAGUCCGAGCCCAAGGCCAAACCCGGGCCCACCCAUCCGGGACCACCCGCAGCAGCUCAAGCAGCACCGUCCAGGAAAGAACKGGAGACCGCCGAUCGUCUCCCCGAACCUUAGGGCCCAUGGGCACGAGUGGAAAAUCGUGGUCCUCCCGGGGGGCCUCCGUUCCUCGGUGGGCGACGAUGCUAYGUGCGUGGCCUGCUGCCUCGCCCGCCCCCGGAGGGGCUCCCGGACCGAGCACCCUUCCACCCUUGCCGCGAGAUUCGACAUCCGCUGCGGGGGGAGCCGUGGGAAUCCGCCGGCGGGAGCGACGCCCGUGUCUCCGGCCCGCGGCGGAAGCUACGGCUGGCGAAACCUCGGGGCGCGGGAGGACGUCCUCRACCACUGCCUGCAAGAGAACGGGAGCCUGGUGAUCGAGGUCGGCAUCCGCAUGGCCGCGAGCGAGACGAAGGCCGCCCCCCGCCGCCAACCCCCGGCAAGCGCGUUCGUUUCGGAGUCGUUCCUGGUGGAGCAGUACCACAGGGCCUCCGAGACCGGCGACGUGGUGCUGAUCCUGGACGACGGAAARGACCAGUGCCACGCCCACCGGCUCGUGCUCUCGUCCAGAGCCGGGGCGCUCUAUUCCAUGGUCGGAGACUGCGAAACCAACCGGAACCCAUCGGGUCAAGCGGCGCAGCAGCAAACCACUCGCGUCCCCAUUCGCGGGAUCCGGGGAGAAACGGUACGGACCUUCCUCCGGUGCAUCUAUACGGUCGAGGCACCGGACGAUGUCCUUUCGAGAGACGAGGACACCGCCAGGGAACUCCUGCUCGCUGCCCGUCGGUUCGGUGCACCGGACCUCGGGCUUCGCGCCGAGUCUUUCCUCGCGGAGAGGUUUUUGGGUCCCCACAACGCGGCGUCCCUGCUGGCCCUGGGAGAGGCAAACUCCUGUCCACGCCUCAAGGAGGCCUGCACAAAGGUGUUCUGCGACCGGCCCUUGGAGGUGAUGGGCUCUCGGGGCUGGCCCGCUGUCGUGGAGUCGAGGAGCCUCCUGGUGGAGCUCCUGGCGGCGCAGGCCGGUCUCCCUCCGGCGGUUGCCCCGAACGACUCCGCCUGCGUUCCCAGGGGGGGAGCCGCUGGGUAGAACGGCCGAACCAACGAAACGAAACGAAACGAAACAAUAUACAGUGCGCUCCUGCCGCAGCAAUCGCAAGGGAACCAAGCCAAGACUUCUCACGGCGAAAUCAAUGGCUUGAAGGUGUGGUUUCGUUUGUUCUUCSUUUCGUGGAGUAGCCGAUGAAGACCAGUCCGUUCUUUUCGACAAUUUUUUUCAUUUCGAUGCGAUAGCAGAGCAAAAUACUGGUAGGAAAUAACAUUACGAGCCACGA